UUGGGGUAUGAAAGCGAGGCCGAGCUGUCUCAGGUGAGUCCAGCCGGGUGAACAGGCGAGAGAGUCCCGUCAGACAUCCUCGUCAAACAUGGCCUCCGUUCUGCAGUCAGAUCACGAGAAACGCAAACAGAUCAGCGUCCGGGGGAUCGCCCAGGUCGAGAACGUCACCAACUUCAAGAAGUCGUUCAACCGGCACCUUCAUUUUACCUUGGUGAAGGAUCGAAAUGUGGCGACUCCCAGAGACUACUUCUUCGCCUUGGCUCACACGGUUCGCGAUAACCUUGUGGGUCGGUGGAUCCGAACCCAGCAGUAUUACUACGAGAAGGACCCCAAGCGUAUCUACUACCUAUCUCUGGAGUACUACAUGGGGCGAGCCCUCUGCAAUACCAUGAUCAACCUGGGCAUCCAGGGCGCCUGUGACGAGGCUAUGUAUCAGGUUGGCCUGGAUAUAGAAGAACUACAGGAGAUAGAGGAAGAUGCUGGGCUGGGCAAUGGUGGCUUGGGCAGGCUGGCUGCUUGUUUCCUGGACUCCAUGGCCACGCUUGGACUGGCCGCGUACGGUUACGGGAUCCGAUACGACUACGGAAUCUUCACCCAGAAAAUUCAGGAGGGUUGGCAGUUGGAGGAGCCGGACGAUUGGCUGCGGCACGGGAACCCCUGGGAGAAGGCGCGGCCGGAGUACAUGAUCCCCAUUCAUUUCUUUGGCAAGGUGGAGACUGAUGGCAACAAAAAACACAAAUGGGUCAACACGCAGAUGGUAUAUGCCAUGCCGUAUGACAGCCCCAUCCCAGGGUAUGGCAACAACACUGUCAACACCAUGAGACUGUGGUCUGCAAAGGCACCCAAGAACUUCGACCUCAAGUUCUUUAACGACGGCGAGUACAUCCAGGCUGUGUGCGACAGGAACUUGGCUGAGAACAUCUCCCGCGUGCUGUACCCCAAUGACAACAUGUUUGAAGGGAAGGAGCUGCGUCUGAAGCAGGAGUACUUCAUGGUGGCCGCUACGCUACAGGACAUCAUCCGGCGCUACAAGUCCUCCAAGUUCGGCUGCAGGGAUCCCGUCAGGACCAACUUUGAGGCUUUCCCCGAGAAGGAGGAUAUCUGUAGUCCCCUCCAACAGCUUCAUGAGAAGGUUGCCAUCCAGCUGAAUGACACCCACCCUGCCCUGGCCAUCCCUGAACUCAUGAGAAUCCUGGUGGAUAUAGAAGAGAUGCCAUGGGACAAGGCUCUUGAGAUCACUCAGCGAGCCUGUGCAUACACCAACCAUACGCUGCUGCCGGAGGCACUGGAACGGUGGCCGAUCCACAUGUUCGAGUACCUCCUGCCCCGCCAUCUCCAGAUCAUCUAUGACAUCAACGCCGGGCACAUGGAGAGAGUUGCCAAGAUGUGGCCGGGUGACUUUGAUCGCAUGAGGAGGAUGUCUAUAAUUGAGGAGGGUUCUGUGAAGAACAUCAACAUGGCCCACCUGUGUAUCGUGGGUUCUCACGCUGUCAAUGGGGUGGCAGCCAUCCACUCUGACCUGCUGCAGAAGGGCUUGUUUAAGGACUUCUUUGAGAUGGAUCCUCACAAGUUUCAGAACAAGACAAACGGCAUCACCCCUCGCCGCUGGCUGCUGCUGUGUAACCCUAACCUGGCCGAUCUCAUUGCAGAGAAACUUGGUGAGACGUGGGUGACCAAGCUGGAUGAACUGAGGGGACUGGAGAAGUUUGCUAACGACCAGAAGUUCCUGCUGUCUGUGGCCAAGGUCAAACAGGAGAACAAGAUGAAGUUUGUCCAGUAUCUGGAGUCCACCACGGGCAUGCGGAUCGACCCGUCCGCCAUGUUUGACGUGCAGGUGAAGAGAAUCCACGAGUACAAGCGGCAGCUGCUCAACAUCCUCCAUAUUGUUACCAUCUACAACCGCCUGAAGAAAAAACCUGACAUGGACUUUACUCCACGUGUUGUGAUGAUUGGCGGAAAGGCUGCACCAGGGUACCACAUGGCGAAACAGCUCAUCAAACUGUACAACAACGUCGGCCGUGUGGUGAACAAUGACAGAAUCGUCGGCGACAAGCUCAAGGUCGUGUUCCUGGAGAACUACAGGGUCUCUCUGGCCGAGAAGGUCAUCCCAGCAGCUGACCUGUCUGAACAGAUCUCCACUGCAGGGACAGAGGCUUCGGGAACCGGGAACAUGAAGUUCAUGCUGAAUGGUGCACUGACUAUCGGCACAUUGGAUGGAGCCAAUGUUGAGAUGGCUGAGGAGAUGGGGAGGGACAACAUCUUCAUCUUUGGCAUGACAGUGGAUGAAGUGGAUGAACUAGUCAAGAAAGGGUACAAGCCACGUGAGUAUUAUGAGAAGAAUGAAGAACUGAGGCAGGCGCUGGACAUGAUCCGCGGAGGAUUCUUCUCUCCAGAGAAACCCGAUCUCUUCCAUGAUGUGGUGGAUGCCCUGCUCAACCAUGACCGUUUCUGUCUCUUGGCUGACUAUGAAGCCUACAUCAAAUGCCAAGAUGAAGUCAGUGCUCUGUACAAGGAUCCAAUGGCAUGGACAAAGAAGUGCGUAAUGAACAUCGCAGCAUCGGGGAAGUUCUCCAGUGACAGAACGAUAGAGCAGUACGCCAGGGAAAUCUGGGGGGUGGAGCCGUCCGACUUCGUCAUCCCCCCGCCAUACGAGGAUCCCUCUCGAGGCAAGGAGGACGCUGCUAAAUAAGAAACCUAUUUUUCAACAGUACAAGAUUCAGUUGAAACAACUGUUACAGCAGAAACUAGUCGGAAAAUCCUGAAAUACAAUGUAGCAAGACUGCAGAAAUGUUGACUAUAUCACUGUCUUCUCAGCAACUAAAGUAAAGUUUAACCAUUUAUCAAGUGAUAAAGCGGACAUAUGCUAAUUAAGUCAGUGAAGACAUGAUAUCCCAAAUAUUCCUUGACAUAUUAUGUUAACUUGAUAGCCAUAAAUGAUGCAUGAGAUUUUAAUAAUUGUGAAUGGAUUUUUGUGUGUUAAGAAGGUAUAUUGUGUACAUGUUGACUUCUUUCCCCUUACAGUAUAACAGGGAAUUGUCAACUUUUUGUUUCCUCUCUGGCAGGGAUAUCCAACACACAUUCUUACGUUUUCAGUAUUGUCUAAGUGUGACAAGUAGAAUGGUGGACUUUGUUAGUCUAAAAUAAGAGAGAUGCACGUACAUGGUCUAUUUCAUACCCAUGACUUUAUUGUCAAUGAAUACUUGAAAGAUUUGAUAUAAUAUUAAACCGGCUUGCAAAUGUCUCAAAACAGAUUGUAAUGCGAGCUUGAUAGAUGGAUCCUUCUGGUUAUACUAGUACAAAUGUAGUUGGGAAUUGAAUAAGGUUGUUAAUGGCUUGUUUUGUGAGCAUGUCUGUACAAGCGCUGGAAUGGCAUGCUAUCAGAGAAUGUAGUUACAAAGCUUGUAGCUAUGUCUUGUUGACAUGGAAAAAAUGGAAUUUUGGUGCUUCUUAAAACAUGUUGCAAAGCAACUUUGCAAUUUUUGAAAAAUCUUAAGAAGAGAAUCUAAGAUAACUAAAAGAGGUAAUAAUUUGAGACCUGCGAAUUGAAGGAGCAUAUAGGUGGGAUGUUAUAACUCCAGUCAGAAUGCUUAAUGUACAUGUACCUUGUAUCACAAGAGAAGAGGGAUUUAUAGAUUGUAUGUUGUUACUGUCACUGAAUUCUGGCAAUGGGUGCUACAAUGACUGUAGUGAACUAGAUGUUGAUCUAGCAAUAAAACAAGAAAUUGA
This is a messenger RNA of Branchiostoma floridae (Florida lancelet), 3726 nucleotides long. Its product is annotated as glycogen phosphorylase, muscle form-like. Lineage: Eukaryota; Metazoa; Chordata; Leptocardii; Amphioxiformes; Branchiostomatidae. The coding region runs from base 89 to 2689 and encodes 866 amino acids. Gene Ontology annotation, biological process: glycogen catabolic process. Gene Ontology annotation, cellular component: cytoplasm. Gene Ontology annotation, molecular function: glycogen phosphorylase activity; pyridoxal phosphate binding. The record is from RefSeq and is a predicted model, not a curated record. The transcript has 22 exons.